Molecule: messenger RNA, 1218 nt
Organism: Manihot esculenta (cassava)
Lineage: Eukaryota; Viridiplantae; Streptophyta; Magnoliopsida; Malpighiales; Euphorbiaceae
Product: (+)-neomenthol dehydrogenase
Exons: 5
Coding region: 132-1019 (295 amino acids)
Cellular component (GO): membrane
Molecular function (GO): oxidoreductase activity, acting on the CH-OH group of donors, NAD or NADP as acceptor
Source: RefSeq, a predicted model, not a curated record
UAUAUAUAAUUACAUAAAAAUUUAUUAACAAUUAUUCUGAAUUUUCCCGAUAAAGCCUAUGUUAGAAGGGUUAAGAGAAUCUGAGCAUUAGCCCGUUUCAGUCUUAUCUUCAGACCUUCACAUUAUUAUCAAUGGCUGAAGCAACCAAAAGGCAUGCAGUUGUUACGGGAGCAAACAAAGGGAUUGGUUUUGAAAUUUGCCGGCAGUUAGCUUCAAUUGGGAUUGUAGUGGUUUUAACAGCCAGAGAUGAGAAGAGAGGCCUUGAAGCUUUUCAAAAACUCAAAGACUCUGGUUUCUCUGAUCUUAUUGUGUUUCAUCAGCUCGAUGUGGCUGAUACUGCCAGUAUUGCUACUCUUGCAAAUUUCAUCAAAACUCAGUUUGGAAAGCUUGAUAUCCUGGUGAACAAUGCUGGUGUUGGUGGAAUUAAAGUUGAUGUUGAUGCUUUAAAAGCUGAAUCUGAUAAGGGCAGUGGAAGUGUCAAUUGGCACAAAAUAUCAACUCAAUCAUAUGAGUUAGCUGAAGAAUGCCUGACAAUAAACUACUAUGGUGCCAAAAGAAUGGUCCAGGCAUUUGUUCCCCUACUCCAAUUGUCUGAUUCCCCAAGGAUAGUUAAUGUCUCAUCUUCCAUGGGGAAGUUGAAGAAUGUAUCAAAUGAAUGGGCUAAAAGUGUACUAGGUGAUGCUGACAACCUUUCUGAAGAGAGAAUUGAUGAGGUGUUGAGCAAGUAUCUAAAAGAUUUUAAAGAGGGUUCUCUCGAAAGCGAAGGUUGGCCUACUUUUAUGUCUGUCUACAUACUCUCAAAAGCAGCUAUGAAUGCCUACACAAGGAUAGUAGCCAAGAAGUUGCCAACUUUUCAUGUCAAUUGUGUCUGCCCUGGCUAUGUCAAAACAGAUAUCAACUUAAAUAGGGGAAUAUUAUCCGUUGAAGAAGGGGCUGAAAGUCCUGUGAGGUUAGCACUGUUGCCUAAUGAUGGGCCUUCAGGUUGCUUCUUCGAUCGGAAAGAGGAGUCACCUUUUUAAUUGGACAUGAUACAUUUCUAGAGACAAGUAUGCGUUGUCAGAGUUUUUGUGCAUUUCACUAGUAUACUUGGACAAUAAUCUCAAUCUGUAUCAUAAAGUCUAGGGAGAACGAGUCUCUAGCUAUUUUUCAGAAUGUGUGUUGAGUAGAAAGCUUAUCUACUGAUCUCUAUCCAUUGUCAUUAAAGGAACUAUUUAUCAA